This is a messenger RNA of Malurus melanocephalus (red-backed fairy wren), 7467 nucleotides long. It is a transcript of the gene TMTC1, whose product is annotated as transmembrane O-mannosyltransferase targeting cadherins 1. Gene Ontology annotation, biological process: protein O-linked glycosylation via mannose. Bases 1 to 2943 code for a protein of 980 amino acids. The transcript is spliced from 20 exons. Lineage: Eukaryota; Metazoa; Chordata; Aves; Passeriformes; Maluridae. Gene Ontology annotation, molecular function: protein binding; mannosyltransferase activity. The record is from RefSeq and is a predicted model, not a curated record.
AUGCGUGCGGGAGGGGGCGCGGGGGGGGAGGAGGAAGAGGAGGAGGAGGGAUGGCGCGGGGAGGCGGCCGCUGUUUAUUUGCAGCCGGGCGGGCUGCGCCUCGGCAGAGCGCGAGUGGCCGGCGGCGGUCCCGCUGCCCGCCCCGCACCAUGCGGGCGCCGCUGCCUCCCCGCACGGCGGCGGCGGCGGAGCCGGGGCAGCCAGAGCGGGGCCCCUUGCCCCUCGGCGGGCGGGCGACGCGGCGGGGCGGCGGCGGCGGCGGUGCUGGCGGGGCUGUGCGCCCUCUGCUACGGCAACUCCCUGCGGGGCGAGUUCGUGCACGACGACGUGUGGGCCAUCGUGAACAACCCCGACGUGCGGGCGGCCGCCCCCGUGUCCGCCGCCUUCGCCAACGACUUCUGGGGCAAGCGCAUGGCCGAGAACACCAGCCACAAGUCCUACCGGCCCCUCUGCGUCCUCACCUUCAAGUUAAACAUAUUGCUGGCUGGUAUGAACCCCUUCUAUUUCCACGCAGUGAAUGUAAUUUUACACUGUCUGGUGACUCUUGUGCUGAUGUACACUUGUGACAAAGCUGUGUUCAAGGACUGUCGUCUUGCUUUUGUCACGGCGCUGUUCUUUGCUGUGCAUCCCAUUCACACCGAGGCUGUAACAGGUAUAGUAGGCAGAGCAGAUGUCCUCGCCUGUCUACUCUUUCUGUUGGCUUUUCUCUCCUAUAAUAGGAGCGUGGAUCAGUGUUAUGUUGGGGAACAUUUCCCUCCCACUGCCUCCCCAUUCUUCUUGCUGCUUAGUUUAUUCCUUGGGACGUGUGCAAUGCUGGUGAAAGAAACUGGAGUCACUGUGUUUGGUGUGUGCUUGGUCUAUGACUUCUUUUCUCUCUCCUACAAUGGACUGAAAUUGAGCAAUGGGCCCAUCCCACCAAGGCCCGGCCGGCUGCCCAUGGGCUCUCCGUGUGCCCGGGAGAACGGGAAGCAGCGCUCGGCUCCGCGGGGCUCCUGGAGCACGUCCUGGCCCKCGGCAGCGCCCGGCUCGGCCGUGUGUGCCAUCCGCAGCUACCUGACUGCAAAUAACAACCAGAACUUCUUGUAUAGCGCGAGGCCUUUUUUGAAGAGGGCUGCUUUGGUGAUAAGCUAUGUGAUCCUCGUGCUGUAUUUCCGCCUCUGGAUAAUGGGAGGCUCCAUGCCGAUGUUUUCAGAGCAGGACAACCCAGCUUCAUUCUCUCCAUAUUUACUGACCAGGUUUUUAACUUAUUCCUACCUUCUGGCCUUCAACGCGUGGCUCCUGCUGGCCCCCAUCACCCUGUGCUACGACUGGCAGGUGGGCAGCAUCCCSUUGGUGGAGUCCAUCUGGGAUGUCAGGAAUUUAGCCACGGURUUCCUGGUGCUGGUGAUGACAUUGCUCAGCCUACACUGCAUUGCUGCGUUCAAGAAACUGGAACACAAAGAAGUUUUGGUUGGCUUGUUGUUCCUGGUUUUCCCAUUCAUCCCAGCCAGCAACCUCUUCUUCAGGGUGGGAUUUGUGGUGGCAGAGCGAGUCCUUUACAUGCCGAGUAUGGGCUACUGCAUCCUUUUUGUCCAUGGUCUAAAAAAGCUGUCUACGUGGCUAAAUAAAUGGAGAAUUACUGUUCUGACYCUCUUUGCUUUGCUGCUGCUGCUCUUCUCUUGGAAGACCGUGAAGCAGAAUGAAAUCUGGCUGUCACGAGAAUCCCUUUUCAGCUCAGGAGUGAGGACCCUGCCCCACAACGCCAAGGUGCACUACAACUACGCCAAUUUUCUGAAAGACCAGGGCCGUAACGUUGAAGCAAUCUACCACUACAAAACUGCUCUCAAGCUGUACCCUCGUCAYGCAAGUGCUCUCAACAACUUGGGGACGUUGACCAAAGAUGUGGUGGAAGCAAAGGACUAUUACAGACGGGCCCUUCAGCUGAACCCUCAGCACAACCGAGCUCUCUUCAACCUCGGCAACCUGCUCAAGUCCCAAGGAAAGAAGGAGGAAGCUGUAAUCUUGCUGCGGGACUCCAUUAAGUAUGGCCCAGAGUUUGCCGACGCCUACUCCAGCCUGGCCUCGCUGUUGGCUGAGCAGGAACGACUUCAGGAAGCUGAGGAGGUCUAUAAAGCCGGCAUUGAGAAUUGUCCAGAGAGCUCCGAUCUGCAUAACAACUACGGUGUUUUCUUGGUUGAUACCGGGUCUCCCGAGCAAGCCAUGUCCCACUACAGGCAGGCCAUCCUCCUGAGCCCCACUCACCACGUGGCCAUGGUCAACCUGGGCAGGCUBCACCGCUCCCUGGGGCAGAACAAAGAGGCUGAAGUGUGGUACAAGAGGGCACUGAAGGUAUCCCGGAAGGCUGAGAUCCUGUCCCCACUGGGGGCUCUCUAUUACAACACGGGGCGCUACGAAGAAGCGCUGCAGGUUUACCGGGAGGCGGCAGCGCUGCAGCCUUCCAACAAGGACAUCCGCCUGGCACUGGCUCAGGUGCUGGCGAUGAUGGGGCGGACGAAGGAAGCUGAGAAGAUGACGAACCAUAUCCUUGGUGAGGAUGCUGAGUGUCUGGAGUGCUACCGCCUUCUCUCAGCCAUCUACAGCAAGCAGGAGCUCUAUGCCAAGGCACUUGAAGCUAUAGAAAAAGCKCUUCAGCUAAAACCAAAGGAUCCAAAAGUCAUAUCAGAGCUCUUUUUCACUAAAGGAAAUCAGCUAAGAGAACAGAAUCUYCUUGACAAGGCUUUCGAGAGCUAUAAGCGGGCUGUGGAGCUGAACCCAGACCAAGCACAGGCCUGGAUGAACAUGGGAGGCAUCGAGCACAUCAAGGGGAGCUACAUCACUGCCCGUGACUACUACGAGAAAGCCUUACAACUGGUUCCAAACAGCAAGCUGCUGAAGGAGAAUCUGGCCAAACUGGAUCGCUUGGAGAAACGAUUUCAGGAAGUCCAGGAGAAAGACCAAACAUAGCAAUCAGUCACCARCAGAAAGACACUCAUGCCCCUUGGAGAAGAGGAUGGUGGAAGCCUGUUGCUCAAAGUGAUGCUGAAGGAACUUGGAUAGGACUCAGUAUUAUGGAAGGCAAACUCUGAAUGCAUGCUUAGGUUUGACCAAAGUUACAGGAGACACUCCUCUCCUGUGGGACAUGCUGGAGCAUGAAUGAAAACCUUCCUUUAAUCAAGAUUUACAUCUAGGCUGAACCCAUUGUAGUGACACUGGGARUGUGGGUGGGACAGGUACCUUCACUAUCUUGGUUGUCACCAGGGAAACCAUGGAGACACAGCACUCAUCCAUUGMAGCAGGGGUGAAGUGGCACCUCCUGUUACUCCACACAGGCUCACCUCAUCCAUGUAGAGUACCACUGAUGGGCUUCGUUGCAAGUGCUGCAGAGAGGAAACAUGGUCAUAAUGGUCACGUAAAUAAGGUUCCAAGGGGUUAAUGCUGAGGAAAUGGUGGCCACUUUUACAGCUCUAAAUGUGACUUGAAAAUUAUUCUAAAGAAAGGGAAAACUAUUUAAAUAUCACCCUGGAAGGAUGAUUCUACAAGUAGGACAGAUGAUCCUUUGAGGGAAAACCUAGCCUGAAUGUUUUACUCAUUAGACAGUAAUUUUGUAGUAAUUCAGGUUCAUGAUGUCACUUUUGUCAAAUAUCAUAUGGCUUUACCCUUUGCCCUCUCCCUCCAGGCCAAAUAAUUAUUACUCUGGAAAAAACUGAAGCAUCCAAAGCCAAUGGGAAGCUGUAGGAUUAUUUGUCCUCCUGCUCAAUCCCCUGUAUGGAAAACAAACAACCUAUCUGAUUAAUAUAGGAGGUGAAGUAAAGCCACAGAGAGAUUGGGGAAGAUUUGUUAGCCUGGAUAGGUACGAAGGAGGCUCUUUUGUGGGUGUACAGGGACAAAACUCAUUUAUCAUGSUGAUAACACUCACAAAAUACUUGGUCGAAGUGCUCUCACCACUCCCCUAAGAGAUACAGAAAAUGACCUAUAGCUGAUCAGUCAUAAAUCUAUAUUUUUAAAUACUGAGGUGGGAAAGCAAAUUCUCUUCAGAACUGGGGCUUUUAUUUUUGAGCUUUAUUUAUUUAACUUAUAAUAAUCAAAUAAUUAAUAUAUUUUCUCUGUUUUAUAYGAAUUGGGCAAUAUCCUCCACAGCUGGCCACGUGGUUGGGCAUUGUGACUCGUAUUGUCUGAAGUUAGAAAAAGGGAGCACCAGUGAGGCCUGCUGGAAUAAUUCCCUCUGAUGRUUCUAAGGCAAGUGGCUGCAGAGCACAUUGGGCCACACUGGCCCUGCAGUAGCAGCACUUCUGCUGCUUCCACUGGGGUUUGCACAAGUUCACAGGGAGCAUUAGUGGGAUCCUGCUUYGUGCCUUUGGGUUUGGACAUCAGGGUAGGUUGUCAGUUCGUUCCUCUUGCAGCAGUAAACUGCUAGAAAAGUUGUYUUGUUUGGGCUUGUCUGUGACCAGACCCUGCAGAAGAGCAGCCCAGGGUUUGGCAUUAUUAGUAAAGGACAGUUCAGAUUAGGGCUGCGAUGCCUUAGAGCACAUCUGUUAGAAGAAGCCUGAGUGGCAGGCACCCCUGURGUGCCCAGAAUCAGCUGGUGCCAGCCAUGGCACCUCAGCAAGCUCUAGAUUCACUCARUGUGAUGGUUCAGCCACGUGCUGGAGGUUUUGCUGGUUUCCUUUGAAAAGCCUCAUGUCAACUUCUACUGGUGGUUAAAUUACUGACAAAUCAUUGAUGUGACUUCAGCUGCAGUAGUAGCUCAGAGGGAGUCCAGGUGCAGUUGUCUGCYCUGCCAGGGUUUAUGGACCCACCAGAGCCAUUUGCACCCUCUGAGACCAGGCUGGACUGGCCCCACUGGCCAAGGAGACCGGCCAGUGCCUGCAGCUGGGCAGAGGUGGGAGGGUGGCAACACAGGUGCUUGGGCUCUCUCCCUUCAAACCAGCUUCCCAGGGGAGCACUGGGAUCAGAAUAAACAAGUUGUUUUGCUGGUGAAUUUUCUGCCCCCAGCCCAAGCAGCCUGCUUUGCUUUAUGGGGCCAGGGGUUGGUUUGAGCCCCUGGGGCUGGGUCAGUAAUCAUCCCUUGUCUUUUCACACGUUUGGUACAGCCCUGACAGUAGCACCAUCCAAACCCCCAUGAGGAGGAGGCAUCUACAGAGUGCUCCAGCAGCCAGCUGAAGCUUGGGGGUAGGAUAGGGGGAGAUACCCCUCCUUUAAAACUGUAUCAGCUAUAAACUUUGCCUCAUAAAGGUAUAUUAAAUAAAUACUAUAUAUUCUACAGGCCCCAUUGCCAGUGUGUGGCUUUAAAUUGUGGCCAAUGAAACAUAUUUUUUCAAAUACAGAAGUUGUAUUUUUUAUAGCAAUGCUCUGUGARAGGGAAGACUUAGUUUUACAUUUUUAACCUCGGCUCAAAUCUUUGUUUGUCUUUCCUGAGAGACCUGGUAGAAAUUAUUGUCUCCUUCUUGUCCUAAAAUCGGAUCAAAGCCAUUUUGACCUCCUAAAACUGGUUUAUGUGUAGAAGUAUAAUACAGCUUUGGCUGCCCCCCUCCCACAUCCUGGAGAAGGAUUGAUUACCAUUUGUGCAACACUGUCUUACUUGCAGAAAAUGGAGAAAGAUGAGACCUUCCCAAUAAGGGCAGUGGUUUGGUUGGAUGACAAGGCAAAUCCACUUGGCUGGAUUAGGCAGAUAACAUAUCCAGGGAUUUUAAUGCCAGUUGAACCAGUUUACAUUUCUAUGCCAAAAGGCCAACUCUCCCCGUUUUGGGGCUGGGUUUAUGGUGGUUAUGGAGAGAGGAAGGCUCAAUAGGGAGCCCCACGUUCCUGAACCAGCACUUUAUAGCCCAUCUAUGCAGGAUGACAGUCUGCAAACUGGCAGCAGAUUGGGAGAAUGGCUCAGACCAUGAGCUACCAAAGCAAUUAAACCUGGUGAAGUUCUGAGCUGACUCCCUGUCCUGAUGAAACCCUGUGUUUGUUCAGGGCAUUAAUCAUGUCAAGGGUUUAUUUCAGGCAAAGAAGAAURGAGUGUGAUGUGAAAUGGGUUACCUCCACCUAUUGCUAUUGCUAUUGGAAUGCUAUUGUGAAAGAUAAAUCGAGCAGCUUACCUUGUGAUAACUUUAUAUUAUCUUAAUUAAUCAUAGGAAAUGUUCUCUUCCUCUAGCAGUGCAGGUUCUAAAAUAGUGCGUUAUAAAUACGUUGUUUUCUGCCGAGUCCAGUGCUCAGCAUGGUUAGCAGAGACUGUAAAUUAAUAAAUGGCUGAAGAUGUGCCUGGUGGGGGAGAGUUCGCGCUCUCUGCAAGUUGCAUUGGCUAAACCUCAGUGCUCACUAAUAUUAAAGCAGAGAAUUAAUGGAAAGCUGGUCAGACAGGACUCUCAUGUAGUCACUGUGCAUUUUAAUCCUAAAUGAGAAACAUCAUAAUUGUGUUGUUUUCUCCUUUCCCCAUGAAUAAUAUUUGCAGCUGAUGGAUUUUAUUUUAUUUUAUUGCUAAUUUAAAUUCGAGCAUUCUUUGCUUCCAUCCCUUUUCCAUCCCCCAGGAUAAAUGAUGCAGUGGGGGGCAUUUUCUCUCUCUCAUGGAUGCCUUGGGCUAGAUUUUCCUACAAAUGUGCAGGCAAUUUGUUUUGGCCAAGCAGUGAGUGAAUGCAGCAGUGCAAAUGGGCUUCAUUUCAGAGAUCUCGAGGAGGGCAGGGGGCUGUGCAUGCAUGCAUGUGGGUAGAAAGAAGUAAAAAAAUUCAGAAUAAAGAGCCUAACUUGCAGGGGAGGCUGRACACCCCUAAAUGAGCUAAAAUCUAUGAAAGCUUUUCCACAAUUACAGAAAUCAGGCCAGAAACAGUGUACUAUGUUUGGUGAAAGAAGAUAAUYAUAAAUCUAAUUUAUUAAUUAAUCAGUUUGGAAUAUCAUUAUAUGGUCUUUUGCCCCUCUUGUCCUCCAGCUCAGUGAAACWGCUGGUGUAUGCUUAAGUCUUUUCAAUCUUUAUGUGAUUAAGGUGACCAAGUGCUCAAUUUCUAUCUUUCAUAUAUGCAAUUAUGCAAAAUCUUUCAAAAAAAAUUGGCCCUUGGAGGGCUUUUCUCCCAACCUUCAGUCUCUUGCAGCAAUUUCAAAAUUCACCAUUUUGCUUUCGCAGACAUUUAAACCCAGCAGCAAAAUUAAAAAAAAAAAAAAGAAAAAAAAAGAAAAGAAAAAGAAAAAAAACAGCGCUUGGCAUUCACUGGUGUUUUAAUGUGGCAAAGUUGCUUCAGGUAACCUUGAUAACUUUUGCAAAAGUUCAUUGCCAUGUUUGUACUGACUUGCUGAAAAUAUUUUCUUCUGGAAAAUACCCCCAGUGGUAUCCUCUGUAAAAGUUACAGCUUCUACAACUGUAUUACUGUAGAAAUCUCUGCCUGAAGUGGGUGUCAYGCUGCGUGUUCCUCUCAUGCAGGAGUUGUUUGCAUUGCCUGUUGUUCAUAUGGUUCUAAUUUCUGUAUCUAAUUUUUUUAAAUUAGUUGUGCAUAUCUUUUUAUUAAAAAAAAAAAC